This is a messenger RNA of Oryza sativa Japonica Group (Japanese rice), 3586 nucleotides long. Its product is annotated as protein PAT1 homolog. NCBI's taxonomy places the organism in Eukaryota, Viridiplantae, Streptophyta, Magnoliopsida, Poales, Poaceae. Gene Ontology annotation, cellular component: P-body. The record is from RefSeq and is a predicted model, not a curated record. Gene Ontology annotation, molecular function: RNA binding. Gene Ontology annotation, biological process: deadenylation-dependent decapping of nuclear-transcribed mRNA; P-body assembly.
AUAUACCAGCCAAAAAAAAAAAGAAAAAGAAAAAAGAAAAUUCCCCUCUGACCUGAUUCUAUCUCUCGAGCGGGCUCGGCUCCUCCUCGUCGGCGUUCCUCCGCCUCCGCCGUCUUCUCCGCCAUCUCCUCUCUCGAGCUCUCUCCCUCCCCGAUCCGCUCCGGCAUCUCCGGCCUCCGCUCCGUUCGGCCGGCGCGCCAGUGUCCUGUGUGUCCCCCACAUCUUCUGCCGCAACUUGCAACCCUAGCCGCGGAUGGCGGCGCAGCCUUCUUCGUCGGCGUCGACGGGCGAUACCAAGUUUGAUGCGUCGCAGUAUGCUUUCUUUGGCAACAACGCGGUGGAAGAAGUUGAGCUAGGUGGAUUGGAGGAUGAUGAUGGUAUCGAUGCUGGUUUUGUUGGUCCUGGUGAUGAAGAAUACCCUUCUGCUUAUGGAAGGGAUAUGUUUGAGGAUGAAGGUGGAGGUUCAUUUACUGGCGUUGAUGAUCUUGCUGGAGCAUUCUCAAAGUUGACCAGAAGCAUCAAUGAACCAACACAAUCGGGAAUAAUUAGUCGUGGGGGUUCAAUUUCUAGACAAAGUUCUACUCUGGACUGGGCACAAGAUUCAUAUUGGCCUACACAGCCUAUAUUUGGAGCUGAACCAGGGCUGAAUAAUGAAAGCCGGUGGUCUCAACCACCUCAUUUAGCCCGCUUUGCUGAUUCUAGACUGCACAGAACAUCCUCAUCGCCGCAGCAAGAUGCUCAAUACAAUCCUAAUGAACAUAUUCUUGGAGCAAUGCCAUCUCUGUUGCAUAGAACUUCAUCAUACCCACAACAAGAGCCUCAAUACAGUCACACAGAACCAAUUCCGGUACCUAAAUCAUCAUUCAUUCCGUACCCUCCAUCUGGUGCAGUAUCCCAUUCUUCGCCAGGUCAACCACAUAACAUGAACAUGCCAUCUCCUCCCACUUCAUUCCAAAUGCCUGUAUCUGCACAAAAUGAGUUACACCAUCCCCAGUUUCCUCGUGGUGGUAUGCCUCCAGGGCCACUUGGUCGGAGCAUGGCUCAUUUGGAUUCAGCAGGUUUAUCAACUAAUAAUUUGCAACAGAAUGCUCUAAACAGUGGGCCAGUUCGUCCAAAUGGUGCCAUGCUUACACCAGGUUUGGUGCAGCACAAUCUGCAGCGUCCAAAUGGAUUGGUCCCACCUCAAAUGCUGUCACGCCAUCCACAACAUGGAAUGGCCCCAAUUCAACACUCUCCGCCACAAUUCUCACAGUUCCAUGCUCAGAUGCUUGGUCCUCGGCAUCCUCCACCAAAAGGUUGUCAGAUGUACAAUCCUCAGCGUCCAUCACAAAUGAUGAGUGGAUUUGAUGCAAAUUUGGCAAUGCCUGACUUGAGUGAUCCGAGAGCAAGAGCAAUGCUGCACCAUGGAGUGCAUGGCCAGCAUUAUCUCCCCCAAGGUUUUGAGCUUGCUGGUAUGAGGAUGGAUAAUGGGUGGCCGCGGUUCAGAUCCAAGUACAUGUCCACGCCUGAAAUUGAGAACAUUGCAAGGAUGCAGCAAGCUGCUACUCAGAUCAAUGAUCCGUACAUUGAUGAUUACUAUCAUCAAGCCUGUUUAGCUAAAAAGUCAGCAGGAGGUCAACUCAAGCACCACUUCUGUCCGACCUUGAUUAGAGAUCCAUCAUCCCGUGCACGGAGUAAAGAUGAGCCACAUGCGUAUCUCCAGGUUGAUGCUCUUGGAAGGUUACCAUUUUCUUCCAUCCGCAGGCCUCGUCCGCUCCUCGAUGUUGAACAAACCUCUGAAUCAAGUGAUGACGUUACUGAAAAAUCUGCUUCAAAAACACUUGACCAAGAACCAAUGCUGGCUGCUAGAAUCACAAUUGAAGAUGGCCUCUGCCUACUGCUUGAUGUAGAUGAUAUUGAUCGCUUGCUGCAAUUUAGCCAGCAGCAAGAUGGUGGCUUGCAACUGAGAAACAGGAGACAGGCCCUCCUUGAGCAGCUGGCAGAAUCCCUGCAACUAGUUGAUCCACUUACACCUAGUAACAAUGCACCUCUCUCACCAAAUGAUGAUCUGGUGUUUCUCCGAAUAGUCUCUCUUCCGAAGGGCCGCAAGCUACUUUCUCGUUACCUUGAACUUGUGAGUUCUGGCAGUGAGCUUGCUAGAAUUGCUUGCAUGGCAGUCUUCCGGCAUCUAAGAUUUAUAUUUGGAAAUUUGCCAUCUGAUAGUAGUGCUGUUGAGACAACGACAAAACUUGCUACUGCUGUAUCAACCUGUGUUGUUCGGUUGGAGUUGAGUGGACUAAGUGCUUGCCUUGCAGCUAUUGUGUGUUCUUCGCUGCAACCCCCUCUGCGACCCCUUGGACAUGCUGCAGGUGAUGGGGCUUCUUUCAUCAUAAAGUCUGUACUGGACACAGCAACAGAGCUUCUCACUGAUCAGCAUGUGGCCUCUACCUACAGCAUGCAAAACAGAGCUCUAUGGCAAGCAUCAUUUGAUGCCUUCUUUGGGCUGCUUACAGAGUACUGCAUGAGUAAAUUCGAUAGUGUGAUUCAUGCAUUGCAAACACAACCUGCUGUGGCAGCAGUUAUAGGCAGGGAAAUGCCAGUUGAAUUGUUGCGUGCUAGCCUUCCCCACACAAAUGAGUAUCAGCGGAAGCAGUUGCUCGGUUUUGCUCAGCGCACGGUGCCUGUUAACAACCAUAGUUCUCAUGGGUCCAGUAAUGGACCCAUGACAUCAGAAUCUAUCCCAAGUUCAGAAAGCUGGAAAAUAUGAGUGAAAGCAUAGUGUUUUUGCUUCUUUGGGUAAUCAGUAUACUAGAUACAAUGGCUCUUUAAAAUGGAGACUCUUCCCUCAUUUUCCCAGUAAAGAAAAGUCAAUAGUAAUAUGAAUCCAGGAAACAAAGAUCGAGAGGGUUGGAGCAUCGAUAAACAGUGGUAAUAUAAGGCACCAAGUUUACUAUUGUUGCGACAUGUCUGGUUUAUUAUGUUUUGUAGGGAUGCAAUCUGUUUUGCAUGUAUUAUGCAGAUGGAUGUGUUUUUGUUACUGGGAAGUUUCUUCCUGAGUUUUGUUGCUCAUGAAACCUGCCUGGUAUCUAUCUCUGGCUGUAGAAGGUGCUUGUUGAAGACGCUGUUUGAUUGUGUACUUGAAGAUGCUGUUUGAUUGUUCUUCAAGACAAGUGUCCUGGAACCAUCAAGGUGGUAUUUCAAUCAAGACUCAAAGUGUCCUGGUGCCAUCAAGGUGGAAUUUCAAUCAAGCCGCCUUCUUUUUCUCAUUUUGUUGUGUUGAAGGGUUGAAAUGUUACUAGUUGAUCAUGCCCUCGUACUGAAAAAAUCCUAGCUAGCAUUGGUAUAUGGUACUAUGUUUUGUUAUUAUUAUUUAUUAAUUUCUCUUUCCCGACUUUUUCUAUUCUAGCGGAAGGUAUAAUUUGGGAUUUUAGCUGAGUAGAGAUCGAGAAUGUAGUAGUAGAAACUUGGGUGGCUGUAAUGAUGUUUGCAAGUUUAAAUGCAACAAGUCAGAAGUGAUGGUAGUGUUAGGCGUGGCAUUUUCUGGCGCCAAUUGUUAAACAUUUCAAUUUAUAUAGAAUGCUUUAUAGAUUCAACUUGUUUGGUGCCA